Molecule: messenger RNA, 4014 nt
Organism: Fragaria vesca subsp. vesca
Lineage: Eukaryota; Viridiplantae; Streptophyta; Magnoliopsida; Rosales; Rosaceae
Product: protein HASTY 1-like
Exons: 22
Coding region: 1-3612 (1203 amino acids)
Biological process (GO): protein export from nucleus; RNA export from nucleus
Cellular component (GO): cytoplasm; nucleus; RNA nuclear export complex
Molecular function (GO): nuclear export signal receptor activity; RNA binding
Source: RefSeq, a predicted model, not a curated record
AUGGAGGCGAGCAGCAACAAUAGCAGCAACCUAGCUAGCAGCGUCGCCCAAGCCAUUGCCGUCUCUCUCGACUGGACCUCCUCUCCCGACGCUCGCAAAGCCGCCGUUGCUUUCCUCGAAUCCAUUAAAACCGGAGAUGUGCGUGUUUUGGCAAACACAGCGUUCCUUCUAGUGAAGAAGGAUUGGUCUUCUGAAAUUCGGUUGCAUGCAUUUAAAAUGUUGCAGCAUUUGGUCCGGUUGCGAUGGGAGGAAUUAAACCCAACAGAACAUAGAAACUUUGCUAAUGUCACUGUUGAUCUAAUGUCUGAGAUUGCAAAUCCUAGUGAAGAGUGGGCUUUGAAAAGUCAGACAGCAGCACUUGUAGCUGAGAUAGUCAGAAGUGAAGGAGUAAAUCUUUGGCAGGAUCUGCUUCCAGCUCUGGUUUCCUUAUCUGCAAAAGGUCCUAUACAAGCUGAGUUGGUCUCCAUGAUGCUGAGGUGGCUUCCUGAAGACAUUACUGUUCAUAAUGAAGAUUUGGAAGCUGAUCGGAGAAGGCUAUUGUUGCGUGGGCUGACCCUAUCGUUACCUGAAAUCUUGCCUCUAUUAUACACUUUACUAGAGAGGCAUUUUGGAGCUGCCUUGAGUGAAGCAGGGAAACAACAAGUGGGCCUUGCAAAACAACAUGCAUCUGCAGUAACAGCUACUUUGAAUGCCGUUAAUGCAUAUUCUGAAUGGGCUCCAUUGCCUGAUCUUGCUAAAUAUGGUAUAAUUCAUGGGUGUGGCUUCUUACUUUCUUCACCUGACUUCCGUCUUCAUGCUUGUGAGUUUUUCAAACUUGUUUCCGCAAGAAAGAGACAUGCUGAUACAUCCACUCCUGAAUUUGAUUCUGCAAUGAGUACAGUUUUUCAUAUUUUAAUGAACGCCUCCAAAGAACUUUUACACAGUUCUGGUGUCAAUGCUGGGGCCAUUGAUGAAAGCAAUAUUGAGUUUGCGGAAUGUUUAUGUGAAAGUAUGGUGUUUUUGGGUUCAACAAACUUGCAAUGUAUCAUGGGUGAUAGCACCGCAUUACCUCUUUAUUUACAACAGAUGCUCGGGUUUUUUCAACAUCAGAAGCUAGUUCUUCAUUUCCAAUCUCUCCAUUUUUGGCUGGCACUCCUGAGAGACUUAAUGUCUAAGCCAAAGGCAGCUGCAAACUCAUCAGCUGAUGGUUCUGACGAGGCUGAUAAGGAAAAGCAGAAGAUUUUGAGUUUUGUGAACGAUGACAUAUGUAGUGCACUUCUGGAUGUAUCUUUCCAACGGUUGCUCAAGAGAGAAAAGAUUCUUCAUGGAACUUCAUUUUCUUUGGGGCCGUUGGAGUUAUGGAGUGAUGAUGUUGACAGCAAAGGAAAUUUCGGCCAGUAUCGCUCAAAGCUGUUAGAACUUAUCAAGUUUGUGACCUCAUACAAGCCUGUUAUAGCCGGUGCCAAGGUUUCUGAAAGAAUUGAUACAAUCAUUAAAAGUCUCUUGCUUUCUCCAAUGCCUUCUCAGGACUUGGCUGUGAUGGAAAGCAUGCAGUCUGCUCUAGAAAAUGUCGUAAGCACUAUUUUUGAUGGAUCAAAUGUAAUUGGUGGGGGUCAUUCUGAAGUUCAAGUAGGACUAUGCAGAAUAUUUGAAGGUUUGCUUCAUCAGCUUCUCUCUUUGAAUUGGACUGAGCCAGCCCUUGCGGAAGUACUUGGUCACUACUUGGGUGUGAUGGGUCCAUUUUUGAACUAUUUCCCAGAUGCAGCAGGCAGAGUCAUCAAUAAACUAUUUGAGCUCCUAAACUCACUCCCUUUUGCUGUUAAGGAUCCCUCUACAAGUAGUGCACGAUAUGCAAGGUUGCAAAUUUGUACAUCGUUUAUUCAUAUAGCCAAGACUGCUGACAAAAGUAUUCUUCCUCACAUGAAGGGUAUAGCUGACACCAUGGCAUAUUUGCAAAAGGAAGGUCGUUUACUUCGUGGUGAACACAAUCUUCUAGGCGAAGCAUUUCUUGUCAUGGCUUCUGCGGCUGGAUUUCAGCAGCAGCAAGAAGUUUUGGCCUGGUUAUUAGAACCCUUGAGCCAGCAAUGGACACAAAUAGAGUGGCAAAAUAACUAUUUAUCUGAACCACUAGGACUUGUUCGUCUGUGUGUGGAGACCCCAACUAUGUGGUCAAUUUUCCACUGUAUUACAUUCUUUGAGAAGGCACUUAAGAGAAGUGGAACACGGAAAACACAUUUGAGUUCACAAAACAACUCAGCCGCAAGUUCUACUCCCUUGCACCCUAUGGCUUCUCAUCUAUCAUGGAUGCUGCCACCUCUUCCCAAACUUCUACGCGCCAUACAUUCCCUUUGGUCUCCAUCCGUAUCUCAAACUCUACCUGGAGAAAUGAAAGCUGCAAUGACCAUGAGCGAUGCUGAGCAAUACAGUCUUCUUGGUGAAGGAAAACCUAAACUGUCCAAGGGUACAUCAACCUCCGGUACUGGGCCUCUUGUCACCAUGAGUAAGGAAGGGUACACAGAGCCAAAUGAAUCGGAUAUACGAAAUUGGAUGAAGGGGAUCAGAGACAGUGGGUACAAUGUAUUGGGCCUGGCAACCACUGUCGGUGACUCAUUCUACAAAUGUUUGGACAGUCAUUCUGUUGCUCUAGCUUUGGUAGAGAAUAUACAGUCAAUGGAAUUCAGGCAUUUAAGACUACUUGUUCAUUCAGUUUUGAUUCCUUUGGUUAAAAAUUGUCCUGUCGAUUUGUGGGAGGUAUGGCUGGAAAAGCUCCUGCACCCCUUACUUCUACACUCCAAUCAGGCUCUUAGUUGCUCCUGGUCCAGUCUUCUACAAGAAGGUAGAGCAAAGGUUCCGGAUGCCCAAGCCAUACUUGCCGGGACUGACUCAAAAGUGGAAGUAAUGGAAGAAAAGCUACUUAGAGAUCUUACUCGAGAGAUUUGUUCACUCCUCUCUCUCAUUGCUUCCCCACAGCUAAAUACUGGGCUUCCAUCCUUGGAGCACUCUGGGCAAAUCAGCCGAGUCGAUCUAUCUUCACUCAAAGCUUUAGAUUCUUUUGCAUCGAGCUCUAUGGUUGGUUUCAUUUUGAAGCACCAAGGUCUUGCCCUUCCUGCACUGCAGAUAUGUUUAGAAGCUUUUAAAUGGACAGACGGUGAAGCCAUGCCAAAAGUUUCUGUCUUUUGUGGUGCUUUGGUUGUUCUAGCUAUAUUUACAAAUAGUAUGGAACUCCAACAGUUUGUUGCUAAGGAUCUUUUUUCUGCAAUUAUCCAAGGUUUAGCCCUUGAAUCAAACGCUUUCAUCAGUGCUGAUUUGGUUGGUCACUGUCGUGACAUAUACAUAUAUCUCUGCGAUAGACAUCCGGCUCCUAGGGAGGUUCUGCUCUCACUUCCCUGCAUCAAACAGCAUGAUUUGCUUGCUUUUGAAGAAGCUUUGACAAAGACAGCUAGUCCUAAAGAACAAAAACAAUAUAUGAAAAGCCUGCUCUUAUUAGCUACUGGAAACAAGUUAAAAGCACUUGUUGCUCAGAAAACCGUAAAUGUUAUAACAAAUGUAACAACAAAGCCUCGCAACACAGUCAACGUUGCGGAAAACAGAGUUGAUGAGGGGGAGGUUAUUGGACUGGCAGCAAUAUCAUGAUGUAAAUGUGACUGGCAGCAAUAUCAUGAUGUAAAUGUGUGAUGUCUUGUACAAAAAUGAGAUCAACUAAAAGAAGGAAAUCUGUAUUGACUUGAGGAAUAUGAUGAGGUAAAAAUCCCUUUUUGGGCCAGAGUUCUACAGUACUUUUACAUCGGUUCUCGCUGACGUUACAUCUCAUAGAAGAUUGAUCUUUUAGAAGUUCCUUGACAAUGUUGUAUCCUGCUUGUAUUGCCAUGGAAACUGGGUUUUUUUGUAUAGAACAUAUCAAAAGAGAGAAAGAUUGUCUAGCUAGCUGUUUCUUUCUUCUUGGUAGGUUUAACUCGAAGCUUUUUGCUCUUGUUGUAUGGUCAUGAAUUGAGGGCAGAUAUGCAAAGGAUCCAGUUUUUGGGUCUUUCUGUUUCA